This is a messenger RNA of Belonocnema kinseyi, 1008 nucleotides long. Its product is annotated as zinc finger BED domain-containing protein 5-like. NCBI's taxonomy places the organism in Eukaryota, Metazoa, Arthropoda, Insecta, Hymenoptera, Cynipidae. The transcript has a single exon. The record is from RefSeq and is a predicted model, not a curated record. The coding region runs from base 1 to 1008 and encodes 335 amino acids.
AUGAAUCAGAAGCGAAAUCUAAAAAGGCAUUUUGAAACCUGGCACGCUGAUGUUGAUCAUUCGCAUCCUUUGGGAAGUGCACUGCGCGCAGGAAAGUUACAACAACUGAAAGCUAAAUAUUCUCAACGCUGUGGGAAGGUAAAAAAUGAAGAUAUUGUGAGUACUAAUCCCCAUGACUGUACUUUAGCGUCGUUUGAUAUUUCCUUCCAAAUUGCGAAAGCUAUGAAACCUUUCACAGACGGUCAUUUCAUAAAAAAUGUCAUUAUUCAAGCAGCUACUGGGUGGUUUCCAGAUGAGGAUAACCGAAGAGAUUUUGUGAAUAUUGUGCAAAACACGCAUCUUUCUCCUGCUACAGUCACGAGAAGAGUGAAUGUUAUGGCAGAUAAUGUUCACGAACAACUUAAUAUUGACCCCAAAAAAUGUGUUUGUUUUUUAAUUCAGUUAGACGAAUCGACAGAUAAGUCUGAUACUGCUCAGUUAGUUGUGAUGAUUUGCUUCGUACUUGAAAAUGGCAGUGUUCAGGAAGAGCUGCUAGAGCUCAUUCCAUUAAAGGGAAAAACAACUGGAUUCGAUGUUUACCUUUCGCUGAAAAAUUCAAUCCUAGCACACGAAGUGCCACUGAAGAAACUGGUCGCGGUGAGGACAGACGGUGCUCCGUCAAUGACAGGGAAAAUUACAGGAUUGAGUGGACAAUGUUUACAUGACCCAGACUUUCCACGUUUUUUAUUUUUCCAUUGCAUAAUACACCAAGAAGUAUUAUGCGGGAAAACUUUAAAUAUGAAAACUGUAUUUGAAGUAGUGAAAAAAGUGAUAAAUUCAAUUCGGGCGCGUGCAUUACAGCACCGAGUGUUCAAGCUUUUGCUUGAGAAUGCUUCAGCCGAAUUCGCGGACUUAUUGUUACUGAACGAAGUAAGGUGGUUAAGUUCUGGUGAAGUUAUGUUUAGAUUCUUUAAACUUCUUCCAGAAAUUUCUUGCAGAUGUUUCAAAAGAAAUGAACAUCUUGAAUAA